Messenger RNA from Sycon ciliatum, 1131 nucleotides. RefSeq lists its product as uncharacterized. The coding region runs from base 1 to 1131 and encodes 376 amino acids. The record is from RefSeq and is a predicted model, not a curated record. The transcript has a single exon. NCBI's taxonomy places the organism in Eukaryota, Metazoa, Porifera, Calcarea, Leucosolenida, Sycettidae.
AUGGGCGAGCUCUCUGCUGAGGCCGUUACGAAGCUGCUUUGCACCCUCCCGGGUAUUGAGCAGGGUCUCCUUGCAGUGAUGCAAACGCUGGCAAAGUUCGCGACCGAGUCUGCUGAUUGCGAAGCGCGUAUGAAACGCAAAAUUGGUGAGCUGGCAGCGGAAGUAAAAGAUUUGAAGGAAGAGUUAGUUGUUUCAAAAAACUCCUCCAUUGCCUGGAUGCAGCCGAAGACGACGAGAAACAGCUCACCAGUUCAAGCAGACGUACAUCGUACGCAAAGUAGUACCGGUAGUACCCGUGCCAGCAAACGCAGCGCCAAGCAAGCUGCAGCUCACAUGGAACCCAGCAGCACCGUAUCACGUACUGGCGUCACAAGCGCGGAUCGAAAGCCCCACGGCCCCCAGGCCCAGAGAAGCGGUGGCUUGGCAAAGGCAGAGUGUUCUGAGUCACAGCCCAAGACAGAUGUGACAGAGUCCAAGUCCCAGGCAGAUGUGACAGAGUCCAAGUCCCAGGCAGAUGUGACAGAGUCCAACGGCAAGCCAAUCGUCCAUGUUAUCGAGGAUGACUCAUGGAAGCUUGUCUCCUCAGAACCACCCAAGAACAAGCGUGCCGUAGUGUACGUGGGCAAUAUCGCCACAGAUAGCAGUGAGAGCCACUUCAGGCAAUUUAUCAAAACCAGGAGUGAGUUUCUGGGCGCCUCUAUUCCUGUCCACACCUGCAGUGUAUGGCUGUCAGAAAGUGGGCGUGCUUCCGCCAGAGUGACCAUCGAUGCCACUUCAUUCUCCACAGUUACAGCGCCCAACUUCUGGCCAAGACGCCUAUACUGCAGGCCAUGGAGGUUCUCUGAAACCAGUCCUGAGGGCAGCACCAGCAGUCGCUGCCACGGUAGCAGAAACAGCAACUCUGCCAGUGUUCUGACUAAACAGCAACAGCAACAACAGCAGCAGGGCUCAACCUCCUCCCCGCCGCCGCCGCCGCCACCACCGCCGCCACCACCACCGGCAGACAUCAUCUCUACUCCACUGCCUGGUGGCCAAAAACGGAGAAACUCCCACCUCUCCCCACCAGAGGCUGGAGACCUGAACAGAUCAAACGGAUCUGCGCCACAACAUGACCUACAUGGUCACCAAUGA